AUGAACCCAGUUAACACUAAGCCGUACACUCUUCCAUUAGACGCAACCUGGUUGAUCACCGGAUGUUCGUCGGGUAUUGGCCAAGCACUGGCAGCUCUAAUCGCAACUAAGCCGAAUCAUCGCUUGAUCGCAACAGCUCGGAAUCCCACCGACCUGGAUUACCUGCCCGAUGAUAACGGAAACGUCCUCAAACUUGCCCUGGACGUGACGUCUCCCGCCUCGGUGAAAGAUGCAUUAGAUGCAGCAAUCGAGCAUUUCGGCAAAGAUUUCCAUCUCGAUGUCGUGGUCAACAAUGCUGGGUAUUCUUUGUCUGGCGAUACGGAGUCUGUGACCGAGGAACAAGCUCACCUGGAAAUCGAAACUCUCUUCUUCGGGACGGCUCGGGUGACUACUCAUGCCAUCGAGAGCAUGCGGCAGUCCGAAACACGGCGAGGCGGUAUCAUCUUCAACAUCUCCUCUCUAGCUGGACAAUGCGCCUUUCCAGGUCACGCGUACUACCACGCGGGGAAGUGGGCCGUUGAAGGAUGGACUGAGUCCGUGGCAAGGGAGAUGCAUCCUGAUUGGAACAUAAACUUCUGUAUUGCCGAGCCGAGUGGUGUUCAAACCAACUUCGAGGGGCACAGCAAAGCGCGCACCGAGCCGCAUCCAGCUUACGCAGGCAAAGACAUGCCGGCUCGUGUCCUCGAGAGAUACGUGGAGAUGGGAAUCAAAUCGGGAACCCUGAGUAAGCCGUCUGCGAUUGCAGACGCGAUCUACAGUAUUGCGUCUAGCAAGGGAUGCAUUCCGCUCCGUGUUCCUCUCGGCGGACCUGCUUGGGUUUUCAUUAAGCAGAAGCAUGAGACUUGUUUGAAGGAACUCGAAGACGUUAAGGACCUCAGUCUGUUGAUUUCCAAAACACCAGGUCAUUAG
This is a messenger RNA of Colletotrichum phormii, 909 nucleotides long. RefSeq lists its product as uncharacterized. The coding region runs from base 1 to 909 and encodes 302 amino acids. The record is from RefSeq and is a predicted model, not a curated record. Lineage: Eukaryota; Fungi; Ascomycota; Sordariomycetes; Glomerellales; Glomerellaceae. The transcript has 3 exons.